Amblyraja radiata (thorny skate) is the source of this 2918-nucleotide messenger RNA. RefSeq names its product small conductance calcium-activated potassium channel protein 2. Gene Ontology annotation, cellular component: membrane. The transcript has 9 exons. The record is from RefSeq and is a predicted model, not a curated record. Lineage: Eukaryota; Metazoa; Chordata; Chondrichthyes; Rajiformes; Rajidae. Gene Ontology annotation, molecular function: calmodulin binding; small conductance calcium-activated potassium channel activity. Gene Ontology annotation, biological process: potassium ion transport. Bases 120 to 2276 code for a protein of 718 amino acids.
GGGGGACGCUGCCCCUUUAAGAGCGCCCACUGUGGGCGGGGCCCAGAGAGGGGGACGCUGCCCCUUUAAGAGCGCCCGCCCGCCCAUUGUGAGCGGGACCGGCCCCCCCGCAUUACGUCAUGCCGAUUGUCCUGGUGCGUCCGGCCAAUCGGACGCGCCGCCUGGAUUCUACGGGAGCCGGGAUGGGCCCGAGUCCGCGCCAGGAUUUCCCCAUCUGGACCAUAACGCAUUGCGCAGGGUGCACAGCCCGAUCCUGCGGCUUUAAUAGCCCUGACAUGGAAACCCCACUGCAGUUUCACCAGUUUAUCCAGCAGCAACAACGAGACGAGCAGCCGCACCAGUGGAUCAGAUGCAACUGCCCGCGUGUCACCGCCGUCGGCGACAACCGGCUGCUGUGUAAUUCCUCGCCACUCACUUACAGGACCAAUUCUCCACACUCCUCCUCCUCCUCCUCCAGGCACGGUAGUCAGCUGAACGUCAGCGAGUUUUCUCUUUCCUCCGCCAGUCAUGCCAGCUCUUCUAGACAUCACCACCAGCACCGGCAGCCCAGCCCCAGCAGCAGCCGCAGGGAGAGCAAUCCCUUCACUGAAAUAGCCAUGAGCAGCUGCAGGUACAACGGCGGCGUGAUGCGGCCACUCAGCAACCUGAGUUCCUCCAGAAGGAAUCUGCACGAAGUGGACUCGGAAUCGCAGCCUCUUCAACCCAUAUUCACCACUGUCGCCCCGGAGAUCGUGGUCUCCAAACCGGAGCAAAACAACUCCACUACGGUCGUUUCUUACGGGCAAAGCCAAAGCCAAAGCGGGAGCGCUGGCGGCGGCGGCGGUGGAGGAAACGAGGGGAAUAACAAUAAAUCCUGCAAAAAGAAAAACAAUAACAUUGCCUACAAGCUGGGACAUAGAAGAGCUUUGUUUGAGAAAAGAAAACGAUUGAGCGACUAUGCUUUGAUCUUUGGUAUGUUUGGGAUUGUAGUGAUGGUCAUCGAGACUGAACUUGCGUGGGGGGCUUAUCAGAAGGGAUCUCUGUAUUCAUUAGCUCUUAAAUGCCUUAUUAGCCUUUCUACCAUCAUUCUGCUUGGUCUGAUCAUUGUAUAUCACGCGCGGGAAAUUCAGUUAUUCAUGGUAGACAAUGGCGCAGAUGACUGGAGAAUAGCCAUGACUUAUGAACGGAUUUUUUUCAUCUGUUUGGAAAUAUUGGUAUGUGCUAUUCACCCAAUUCCUGGAAACUAUACUUUCAUAUGGACAGCACGCCUUGCCUUUUCGUACACAACAUCUACAGCAAUAGCAGAUGUGGAUAUAAUCUUAUCAAUACCAAUGUUUCUUAGGCUUUACCUGAUUGCUAGAGUAAUGCUGUUGCAUAGCAAACUUUUUACGGAUGCUUCAUCAAGGAGUAUUGGAGCAUUGAAUAAAAUCAACUUCAAUACCCGUUUCGUAAUGAAGACUUUAAUGACAAUAUGUCCAGGAACAGUACUGCUGGUUUUCAGCAUCUCAUUGUGGAUAAUUGCAGCAUGGACUGUCCGAGCUUGUGAAAGAUACCAUGACAGCCAAGAUGUCACAAGCAAUUUUCUCGGAGCAAUGUGGCUUAUUUCUAUCACUUUCCUUUCUAUUGGAUAUGGUGAUAUGGUACCGCAUACAUAUUGUGGGAAAGGAGUUUGCCUACUCACAGGGAUUAUGGGUGCUGGCUGCACUGCUCUGGUUGUCGCUGUGGUUGCCCGGAAGCUGGAGCUUACAAAAGCAGAAAAACAUGUGCAUAAUUUUAUGAUGGAUACACAACUGUCAAAACGAGUAAAAAAUGCAGCUGCCAAUGUUCUCAGGGAAACAUGGUUAAUAUACAAAAAUACAAAAUUAGUUAAAAAGAUUGACCAUGCAAAAGUGAGGAAACAUCAACGCAAAUUCUUGCAAGCCAUCCAUCAAGCCCGGAAGUUGCGAGGUGUAAAAAUGGAACAACGCAAAUUAAAUGAUCAAGCAAAUACUUUGGUGGAUCUUGCUAAGACGCAGAACAUUAUGUAUGACAUGAUCUCAGACCUGAACGAAAGGAGUGAAGAUCUUGAGAAAAGGAUUGUAACACUGGAGACUAAACUAGAGACAUUAAUAGGAACUAUCCAAGCUCUACCUGGACUGAUUAGUCAGAUGAUCAACCUGCAGCAGAGGGAAUUUCUGGAAGCUCAGAUGCAGCACCAUGACCAACAAAUACCUUGCAGUGCUGAGCGAUCACGAUCGUCGACAAGGCGGAGAAGGUCUUCCUCAACAGCUCCACCAACAUCAUCAGAAAGUAGCUAGAAGUGAACGUUUUAACCACUAGAAAUAACUUUUUUUUGCCAUCAUAUGGUUGAUAUUUUAGCUUUUAUUGUAAAGCCCUAACAAUACUAAGCAGUGUUAUCCGGAUUCUGAUGUCAGAAUCCAGGGAACCUGAAAAAUUAUUUUAGGCCAAAAGGAGUGUGUUCUCCCUCAGAUGCACAGUGAAUGCACCUAACCUGCUUUAUAGAUUGUUUCUUCUGUACAACUCACUUGACUUUUUACUUGCGCACUUCAACUGACUUUAUUAAUAUAUAAUAUAUAAUAAAAGGAACAUUUCUGGAUAUUUCUGUCUGGUGAGUUUAAACCUCUAUUCAUGGGCAUUGAACUCAGGUGCUCAAUCAAUAAUGAACAAGAAAAUUUAUCUUGUUUCAACUAUCAAUAUUACUUACAUAAGUGAUGUUUUUUUUAAGAACUGUCCAGUUUGCUAGAAUGUUAAACGGAAGCAAUAUUCACUGUCUGCUACUGCUUAAAAGAAAUGAAACCUUUUGUAUGUAUAUUGAAAUAACUGUUAAAAGUGGCCUACUGUGGAGAAUUUUAUCAUUAAUCUGGCAUUUAUAUGAUAUUUUGUGAUUCUGUUAAAUCCAAAAAAAUGAUAACCAGAAAUUAAACUUAAAUGACCAAAGA